UAAAGAACAGUUAACAACGGAGCAAAAACUGUACUAGCUGUACUGUUUCCUUACAGCUAGUUGUCCAAAGUGGCCAAUGAUGCUCAAUAAACUGAAGAACUGGAUUUCCAGAUGCAGUCUAGCUGUUUUGCUAGUUACCUCCUUAUUUCUUCCAACAAAUGGAGGGAAUGUAUCAAGACCAAACAUUCUGCUAAUCAUGGCAGACGAUCUUGGAUAUGGUGAUCUGGGAUGCUUUGGCAAUGACACGGUCAGGACCCCUAAUAUUGACCAGCUAGCCAAGGAAGGUGUCAGGCUGACUCAGCACAUUUCUGCGGCCUCACUGUGUACCCCAAGCAGAGCUGCUUUUCUGACUGGCCGAUACCCCAUCCGCUCAGGCAUGGCAUCCAGAACUCUGCCUCGGGUCAUCAUUCGGACUGGUGCCUCAGGAGGGCUCCCCCCAAAUGAGACAACAUUUGCAAAGCUCUUACAAAAGCAAGGCUACAUCACUGGCCUAAUAGGAAAAUGGCAUUUGGGUAUGAACUGUGAAUCCCGUGAAGAUCACUGCCACCAUCCUUUAAACCAUGGCUUUGAUUACUUCUAUGGCACCCCUUUUACACUUGUGAAUGAAUGUCAGCGUGACAAGGAUCCAGAGAUAAAUGUAAAAUUGCGAGCUACCUAUUGGUUUUACACAGAGAUGGUUGUUCUUUUGGUGAUCACUCUUCUACUGGGAAAGUCAACUGGCCUGUUCACUGUUAAAUGGAAGACUAUAGUCUUUGUUUCUCUGUGUGGGAUCCUAUAUUUUAUCACAUGGUUUGCCGAUUAUGGAUUUUCACGCUAUUGGAACUGUAUCGUGUUGAGAGAUCAUACCAUUACCGAACAACCAAUAAAUCUAGAAAAUGCUGCCUCCAGGAUAGUGAAAGAGGCUGUCUCGUUUAUCAAACGAAACAAGCAAGGAUCAUUUCUCCUCUUUGUUUCCUUCCUACAUGUCCACACACCAUGUUAUACUACGAAAGAGUUUCAGGGGAAAAGCAAACACAGCUUGUAUGGAGACAAUAUAGAGGAGAUGGAUGGGAUGGUGGGAAAAAUUCUUGCUGCCAUUGAUGAGGAAGGUCUGAGGAACAACACUUUUACAUACUUUGCAUCUGACAAUGGAGGAUUUUUGGAGGCUAGAGCAGGGGAGACUCAACUUGGUGGCUGGAAUGGAAUAUACAAAGGUGGAAAGGGCAUGGGAGGCUGGGAAGGAGGAAUCCGUGUGCCUGGCAUAGUCAGAUGGCCUGGAAUGGUCCCUGCCAACACUGUGCUGGAUGAACCAACAAGUCUUAUGGACAUUUAUCCCACAGUGGCUCACUUGGCUGGGGCAUCAAUGCCACAGGACAGAAUAAUAGAUGGGAAGAACCAGAUAGCAUUACUGCAAGGAACAGUGCAACACUCAGAGCACAAAUUCAUGUUUCACUACUGUGGAUCAUACUUGCAUGCAGUGCGCUGGUACCAGAAAGAGAGUGGUGCUGUCUGGAAGGCCCAUUAUGUGACUCCAGAUUUUCCGACGGAGGGUGCUGGUGCUUGCUAUGGACAAAGAAUGUGCCCUUGUUCUGGAGAAGGGGUAACUCACCACAACCCUCCCUUGCUUUUUGACCUCUCACGUGAUCCUUCUGAAGCCACUCCCUUGUCUCCAACAUCUGAGCCACUUUUUAACACCAUUGUCAGUCAAAUAGAACGAGCGGUGGAAGAGCAUCGUGAGACCCUCACUCCUGUCCCACCCCAACUUGAUCUAUACAAUACUAUAUGGAAGCCAUGGCUGCAGCCAUGCUGUGGGACAUUCCCUCUCUGUUGGUGUGAUGAUGAAAGUAGUAAUGAUUCCGUAACUGAACUGUGUAAAUAGUUUUGUGAGAGAAAUUGUUCUGCCUAAGAUAAAGACUAUCGAUGUGUCAAAUAUGUUUCUUUCAUUCUACUGAUAAGGAACUGGCUGCAUAUAAAAUAAGGAAGCUCAAUGAGAGCUAUUUUGUGGGAAUAAUCUUAGGAUCAGGCUUAGAUGAUCAGAGAGCUGUAUACUUCAAUUAACAUUACAGUAUUUUCUCUUCCCAAUUCAGAAAUGCUUACCUCAGUACUGAGACUUAAAAAUUUAGUCUGCAUUUACCAAAGAGAAAACAAAACAUGCUGAAUGCAAAUCAGUAUCCUGAACUGGGCAAUUUGGUUUUGAGCUUUUAAUUAAUGAUUCAAAUCAGAGAUAGGCCAAAUUCUCAGGAUACUCAGAAUUACCUGGUUGAACGCCAGAUAGCUUUUAAUAACUUUUACUUCUAUAUGUAAUAUCACAUAUUUCAUGGAGAAGGAGCUAAUCCCAAUCCUAGAUCUCAGUAGUGGUUAUAUUUACAGUGGUGCCUUGCUUGACGAGGAUAAUCCGUUCCAGCGAAAUCGCUGUAG
Pogona vitticeps (central bearded dragon) is the source of this 2397-nucleotide messenger RNA. RefSeq names its product arylsulfatase H. Gene Ontology annotation, molecular function: arylsulfatase activity. The record is from RefSeq and is a predicted model, not a curated record. NCBI's taxonomy places the organism in Eukaryota, Metazoa, Chordata, Lepidosauria, Squamata, Agamidae.